AUGAAAGUCCUUGAUAUUAGUGUAACAGAAGUUUAGUUUUAAUUUGUAGAAGAUAAGCAACUUAGUAGCAAAAUAACCUUAAAAAAUAAAGCAAAGCUGCCAGUUUAUUUUAAAAUCAAAACAACUGGAUAAUAAUAUUUUAAUGUAAAACCUUAUCGCGGUCUCCUUGAGCCUUCAAAAGGUGUUGAUAUAGAUAUUACAAUAAAACCAAUUAGUUAUCGUGAUGCUGAAAUAGUUUCUGAUCAAAAAUUCUUAGUUUCUGGCUUGGAAAUAGAAAACAAGACUAGUGAUGAUAAAGAGUAUGAUACAAUGUGGAAGAAUGCAGAAAAGUUAGACCCAAAUCCUAUAGAAUCAUAAAGACUAAAGGUAGCAUUAUACAAAGAUGAGAAUGGUAUAAAGAAGUUUAUUACAAACUCCAGAACAGACAAUACUUUGAAACAGUCAAAAAUGUAUUAAUCAGUGCGUUCUAACUCAAAGCAAGACAACAACCUUGUUUCACUUGAUUAAGAUAAUCAACAAAGAAGAAAUUUUGAAGAAAUAGGUAAAAAGUAUAUAGAAGUAGAAAAAAAAAUACGUGAACAAGAAAAAGAAAGAAAUAGAUUACACUAGCAACUCUUAAAACUAAAAUAGUAAAAAACCUAGACAUUAAAAGGUUCAAAUGAAAAAACUAAAAUUAUUCUUAUGGCUCUCUUAGGAUUUAUUAUAUCAUACAUAAUUUUAAAAUGA
This is a messenger RNA of Tetrahymena thermophila SB210, 726 nucleotides long. RefSeq names its product MSP (major sperm protein) domain protein. Gene Ontology annotation, cellular component: plasma membrane; endoplasmic reticulum membrane. Gene Ontology annotation, biological process: endoplasmic reticulum membrane organization. The record is from RefSeq and is a predicted model, not a curated record. Lineage: Eukaryota; Ciliophora; Oligohymenophorea; Hymenostomatida; Tetrahymenidae. The transcript is spliced from 7 exons.